Messenger RNA from Amoebophrya sp. A25, 392 nucleotides. Lineage: Eukaryota; Dinophyceae; Syndiniales; Amoebophryaceae. The record is from the annotation of a GenBank genome assembly.
AUGGACAGUUUUCUUCAACAACACGAGUCCCCGCGUGGCUGCAGACGACCGGGCCGUUCACGCUCGCCCAGUGGCAGUGCUCUGCAACUUGUACAACAACGAAAUGAUGCUGUAGCUACUACGAAUUAUCCUCUAGCGGCAGGUGACGGUUUUCUUGACGUUCUCAGCUUUGUCCGCCGUCACAAAACCUCCGCGAUUCCUGCUUCAGCGAUUUCAUCUGGCGCUGGCGUGCCAAGCUCUUUGAGAAAUCCUAGUGCAUUUCAACACGAAGUUGCGACGAUGCUACCGAAGAAAGUCCCGACUUAUCGUGGUGAACCAGAUGGGGGUCUCUCUAUUAGCGACCACAUUGCUGUAGGUCUUUCCGUAACGCAACCCUCAAGUAGCAUGCGGCC